AGUUUAGUAAUUAUUUGGUUAUUGUUAUUGUUUAUACAUUCUCUAAAACAAUUUUAAAGUAUGUUCCAAAUACUGCGUCAUUCACUGCGUUCGUCUUUCAUCAGAGAUUACACAACGAGCAUCGCGCAACCUACCGCCGUGCGUAUCGUGGAGGUUGGGCCCCGAGAUGGGCUUCAAAAUGAGCCGACACUUUUACCGGCAGAAACGAAAAUUGAAUUUAUUAAUGCCCUGUCGGAAACCGGACUACGUUCGAUUGAGGUAACGAGUUUCGUAAGCUCAAAAUGGGUACCUCAAAUGGGUGAUAAUGCAGAAGUAUUGAAAGGUAUCAAUAAAUUACCGGGCAUCAAUUAUCCGGUUUUGACACCAAACUUGAAAGGAUUUCAAGCUGCCGUAAAAGCUGGCGCAGAAGAAGUAGCUGUUUUUGGGGCUGCGUCCGAAAGUUUCACUAGGAAAAAUGUUAAUUGUUCUAUCGCUGAAAGUCUAACUCGAUUCCAGGACGUUGUGGAUGCAGCUAAGGAAGCAAAAGUAAAAGUUAGAGGAUACGUCUCAACUGUUGUGGGUUGCCCAUAUGAAGGAAAAAUCAAGCCGUCGGCUGUGGUUCGUGUAGUUGAUAAAUUGUUGGAAAUGGGCUGCUAUGAAAUCUCCCUUGGUGAUACAAUUGGCGUUGGGACACCCGGAAACUUUUCAGAAAUGUUGCGUGAAGUUACCAAAAUCGCACCGAUCAACAUGCUAGCCGUCCAUUGCCACGAUACUUACGGACAGGCGUUACCGAACAUUUUGACAUCACUAGAGUUCGGAGUAGCCGUAAUUGAUGCAUCUGUAUCUGGCCUUGGCGGAUGUCCUUACGCUAGAGGCGCAUCGGGCAAUGCAGCAACGGAAGAUGUAAUUUAUAUGUUGCAUGGACUGGGAAUCGACACGGGUAUUGAUCUAGCAAAGCUAGUUAAUGUUGGGAAGUUUAUCUGCGAAAAACUUGGACGACAGUCCGAAUCGAAGGUCAAUCGCGCCAUGAGAAAAACUAAUCCUAAUGCCAGAGGGUAAGUUGUUUCAGAAUGUUGCGAUUUCCAAAAAUGCUCGCCUUAUUGUGAAACACAGUGCAUUUACAUAGAGUCUGCAAUCCAUUUUAUAUUAAAUAAGUAUUUUGGAAUGAUUUUUACAGUAGUGUACAGAGCAAUUAUAUA
Messenger RNA from Sabethes cyaneus, 1178 nucleotides. RefSeq names its product hydroxymethylglutaryl-CoA lyase, mitochondrial. Lineage: Eukaryota; Metazoa; Arthropoda; Insecta; Diptera; Culicidae. Bases 61 to 1038 code for a protein of 325 amino acids. The transcript is spliced from 4 exons. Gene Ontology annotation, molecular function: hydroxymethylglutaryl-CoA lyase activity. Gene Ontology annotation, biological process: ketone body biosynthetic process; L-leucine catabolic process. The record is from RefSeq and is a predicted model, not a curated record.